Molecule: messenger RNA, 1456 nt
Organism: Mus caroli (Ryukyu mouse)
Lineage: Eukaryota; Metazoa; Chordata; Mammalia; Rodentia; Muridae
Gene: Dnajc28
Product: DnaJ heat shock protein family (Hsp40) member C28
Source: RefSeq, a predicted model, not a curated record
CCUGUCGCCCCCGGCACAACAACGAGCGUCCAGGGGUGUCUGUCCUCUAUUCCAUGGGGGAUAGUUUUAUAAGAAAGAGAUCGCUGUCCCUGGUGAGGGAGGCUGCCUGUCGUAGUAAGGUAUGAAGAAAGGCUCUGCAGUGUAGCGCGGCAGAGGGUCCAGUAGCCGAGACCCGGACGGAGCGGGCCGAGCGUGCUGCGCAAAGGCGCAGCUUGAGCUUCGAGCCGCUGAACCCCCAUCACGUCUGUGAAGAUCACUGUUAAGAAUUCCAGAUACAAUGAUAAACACAGUGUGCCUGAAGACCACUCGGAUCCUGAGACUGCACCUAACAAACACUUCCUUGAUUCCUCCUGGGAUGAAAAUGCUUUCAGAUCCCGGAUCCAGGAUGAUAUCAACCCAUGAAUCCCAGAAGCUGAGAGAAUAUUACAGGCUGCUGAAUCUGGAUGAAGGAUGCUCCGUAGACGACGUCAGGGAGUCUUUUCACAAGCUCGCCAGGCAGUACCACCCAGACAGCGGUUCUAGUGAUGCUGACUCUGCCACAUUUAUAAAGAUUGAAGAGGCUUACAGGCAUGUGCUGUCCCAUGCGACAAAACGGAUGCACGCCAGACGGGAUAAAGCUGAAGAUGCAGCAGCAGCAGAAGAUGAAGAAGAAGGAAAGUUCAAAUACAACACACCUCAGCACCGACAUUACUUAAGCUUCGAAGGCGUCGGCUUUGGGACUCCCAGCCAGCGAGAGAAACAAUACAGGCAGUUCAGGGCGGAUCGUGCGACGGAGCAGGUGAUGGAAUACCAAAGGCAGAAGCUUCAGAGGGAGUUCUUCGCCAACAGCAUAACUGUCAAAGACGUACGGCAGAGCAAGCAACAGAAGAUAACUCAAGCCAUCGAGCGCCUGGUGGAGGACCUCAUUCAGGAAUCCAUGGCAAAAGGAGACUUUGACAAUCUCAGCGGGAAAGGAAAACCUCUGAAGAAGUUUUCUGGCUGCUCAUAUAUUGAUCCCAUGACUCACAACCUGAACCGAAUAUUGAUAGAUAAUGGAUACCAACCAGAGUGGAUCCUGAUGCAGAAGGAGAUUAAGGACACCAUCGAGCAACUCCGAGAAGCGCUUUUAGUGUCUAGGAAGAAGCUGGGGAACCCCCUAUCACCCGCAGAACAGAAACAGUGGGCCCAAGUGUGUGAGCGGUUUCAAGAAAAGAUAGGAAAGCUGAACAAGCGAAUUAAUGAUUUCAACUUGAUUGUUCCCAUCCUGACCAGGCAGAAAGUCCAUUUUGACGCACAGAAAGAAAUUAUCAGAGUCCAAGAAAUGUACGGGGCCUUCGUAGAAGCAAAAGAAGUCACAGAAGAGAACCAAACUGACGUUAGCCAGGGAGAAGAAUCAAAAACACCCAGAGUCAAGGCAGGCUUUCUAAACUGGCUGAAUCUGUGGAAAUCUAUUAAAAUAUGACUGUUUUGUUAUUCA